Dipodomys ordii (Ord's kangaroo rat) is the source of this 783-nucleotide messenger RNA. RefSeq names its product transmembrane protein 206-like. Gene Ontology annotation, cellular component: cell surface. The transcript has 3 exons. The annotation marks the transcript as partial. The record is from RefSeq and is a predicted model, not a curated record. Lineage: Eukaryota; Metazoa; Chordata; Mammalia; Rodentia; Heteromyidae.
GUCACAGUCCUGUGUCUUGUUGCCAGGCCUGGACAGUGAGUCUGCCUCUAGCAGCAUCCGCUUCAGCAAGGCCUGCCUGAAGAACGUCUUCUCUGUCCUGCUCAUCUUCAUCUACCUGCUGCUCAUGGCUGUGGCUGUCUUCCUGGUCUACCAGACCAUCACAGACUUCCGUGAAAAGCUCAAGCACCCUGUCAUGUCCGUGUCUUACAAGGAGGUGGAUCGCUAUGAUGCUCCAGGUAUUGCCCUGUAUCCUGGUCAGGCCCAGCUGAUCAGCUGUAAGCACCAUUACGAAGUCAUUCCCCCUCUGACUAGCCCUGGCCAGCCCGGUGACAUAAACUGCACCACUCAGAGGAUCAACUACACACACCCCUUCUCCAAUCAGACCACGUCCCUGGCCAGAUGUCCACAUGACUGCCUCACCUGCAUCCAGUAAGGUCAGUGAGGGCUUUAUCCUCAGCUGACUGAUGUCAGGGCUUGCUGAAGGUGGGAUGAGCCCCUGUCCUUGGUGCAAAGGGCAGAGCUGAGGGGUGGGGCUGUGUGAUGUAGUGACUUGGGUCCCCUGUUUGACUGUGUUAGAAUCAGGAGCAGGUGUUGUAUAGUGGCUCUGUGCCUGAAUUUAACGUCAGAUAAAGGAGAGGGCUGGAGAAGGCUUUAAGUAUCUUAAGUGCAAAAAGAUAUUAAAAGUACAGUGAAUAAAUACAGGCAAACUCAGGAACUGGAGAUAGGUUCUUGGCUCUAGGCUAGGCCAGGCAAAAUUAGCAAGGCCCCAUCUCAAAAACAAGA